UCAACAACCCUCAAGCAAGUGCCCUUCGGUGAAAGGCAGGUGGCCGCCUCUGCCGCCUGCGUGCUUGCCUUUUGGAGCCGGCCGGCCGGCGAGGCGGACUUGCUUCUUGCUUCUCGCCGCGGGCGCUCGGCGGGCGGCCAGGAGGCGGCGGUGAGAGCGGCUGGCUGGCUGGCUGGCCGGCUUCCCCCUUCCCGCCCUGCGGCAACUGGGAACGUCGAGGCGGCGGUUCGGCGGCCCCUUUAAGGCUGAGGCCGGCGUAACGCGAUCCCGCAGUGGGCGCCUGUCGCGGCUGCCGCAGUAGCAGCAGCAGCAGCAGCGGAGGAGGAGGCCGUUUCCUCCGGAGAAGCCGCGCCGCGUGGGCGUGUGAGGGGCUUUUCCCCCGCCGCAGGGACCCGCCAGGAGGGAUGGCAGGGCCGCCCGGCCGGCCGCGGUGAGACUUCAGGCUGAAGAAUGAUGUCUGCCUUCAGUAAACUCAAUUUGGGUGUUGCUGUUAGCAGUUUUGCUAUAUCUCAACUUCUCUUCCAUGUGCUAAGUUCUUGGAUUUCUGCACGUGUAACUUCUGGUUUUAGCAGUCUUGACCAAAAGAAGAAGAUCGAAUGGAAUUCAAGGACGGUAUCAUCAUUCCAUGCCUUGUUGGUUGGAGUAUUUUGUUUGUAUAUUUUACUGUACGAUGAAGCUGUAAAUGCUGACCAUGUCUGGGGUGAGCCUUCUACAGUGCAACUAAACCUUGCUAUUACUUCAGGCUACCUCAUUUCUGACUUGUUGCUUAUUAUUUUCUACUGGAAUGCGAUUGGGGAUAUAUAUUUUGUAAUUCACCAUUUAGUAGCUCUGUAUGCUUACUACUUUGUACUGGAAAGAGGACUGUUGGCAUACUUUGCUAAUUUUCGUCUGCUUGCAGAAAUAUCUACCCCUUUUGUGAAUCAGCGUUGCACAGGGAGGAAAACAACAAAACAGCAAAACUACAUCCACAAUGUUUCAAAAACAUGUGAUUUUUUUAAAAAAACAGUCCCAUAUCCUCAGUUAAUAAUUUCAAGGUACAGUAUAUUUCAGCCAUCAAAUGCUGGGGUGAACAGGUGUGUUUCUAAAUUCUUCCUGAAUGUUGAUAAUAAAGAGAGCCAGCCACAAGGACGAGCAUUUCAUAAAUGGGAACUACUUCCAGUAAAGCCCUGUCAUGGCACCACCAACAGGGCCUCUGCAGCUGUUAGUAGGGCUGAAGAUGGUUGAUCGUGGGAGAGACACUCUUUUCCAUACAGAUAAAUUAUUUUUGUUAUCCUAUCAGAGCAAUAAGGAACAUUUUUAAAUACUGGAGUAUUAACUUUCUUAAUAAAAUUUUGCUUUGUAUCAUUAAUUUUCCCCUUUUUGUAACUGGCACAAAUCCUCUCAAAGCUGCUAUGCAAAAUAAUGUUAGCAAUUACCAAUUUUCAGCCAGUCUUCAUUUCUAAGCAAGACUACUUUUAGUCACAUAAACUGAGGAAUCUUUACAUACAAGACUGGAAUUCCCUUAUACAAGGAUACUUGAAAUCUACUUAGUAAACGGAUGCAAUUUUGGCACUUGUAUUCAUUGUCAGGUAUUGUGUAUGUGCAUCCUAAUCUUUUGCAAGGCACAGCCUAAUUUUUUCUCUCCUGGUGGUGCUUUUUGUUAAACCGUCACUUUAAUAAAUUUUGGAAUACAUCAAAAGUUUCAGUCAAAAUCUAUCACAAAACAUGAGCAGCCUGAGCAUUAAUGUGGCUGCAUUUACACAUUCCUGGUCAGCCAUAGUUUGGCUUACUGUGUCGAUGUAGAGAGUGUAUUCCACACUACCAUACUUUGCUGUCACAGCAUUAAUCAACUAACUAGUGUUCUAUUUAAUACUAUUCCUGUACUUAAACAGGCAGCUUUAUACAUUAAAAAAAAAAAUCAAGGUUCAACCUUACUGCUUAGAAUUUGCGAGUGCCAAUUCAUUAUAUUGUAUUAGUCAUACCGUCACCCUCAUUUGCUUCUCUGGGUAUUUUUAGGUACAGUACAGCAGCCCUUGUGUUUCUUUCUAAGUCUUUUAAAAUCUGGUUCUUGUAGUAUUCCCUGAUGCUAUUGUCUUCCCACAGUCUGUGGCUUAGACAGCAAACUGUGCAGUGUCUUUGCAUCCUCUGGAAUGAAGGGCAAAUAGGCUUCCCCUUUCUGCUAUGUUAGAACUGUGCCAACACAUUUUUUCUGGCUUUCUCUGCCAUGUCCUUAAGAGAUAAUGGGCUCAAAUAAUUUAAUUGUUUCUAUUAGAAGGCUGCUGAGGCUCUCUGCAGACAAUUGUGGGCCCCUUCUGUCAUUACCAUUGCACUGUAAGGAGGAAUCAUGUGACAGUUACUCCCAUGCCACAAUGUAAUGUCUGAAUCCUCAAACUGUACUUGAUGAACUAUCACCAUGGCUACUCCCCAUGCUGCUCCCAGAUGUGGGGCAAAACUGGUGUGGGAAGAAGCUGUGGAGCUGACAUUUCUCAUGUGGUGCUGAUGGUGGCGUUUUGUAACUAAUACAGUGCUUGAAGAAGCGAAAGCUCCCAUGCAGAGAACUUAAUGUCAGAAGGGGGCCUUAUUAUAGGCUAAACUUAAAAUUUAAUGCAACAGCUAACCGGAUAAAUACUGCACCCUGUUGGCAGUUGCUUCUUUGAAAUGAGGAAUUGCUAUAUUUAUCAAUAUAAAAGAACCUCCAGGACUUCCACUUAAGUACAAGAACAGUCAACGAAGGCACAGCCUUUUGUACGAAAAGAUUUUGAAAGGAAAGUUCAGCUGUGAUCUUGCUAAUGUACUGAAUACAAAAUGCCUAUCUGCCUGAGAGAUUCAUACUGAGACUUUGGAGAUUGUGAAGCCUUAUCAGUGAAAAAGGACAUAUUCCUCUUUUGAAGCAGUGUUCUAAAAAUAAAACUAACUUGCUACUUUAUUUGAUAAAUGUUUGCAGAAGGUGGCGAGAGAGAGUGAAGCAUUUGCUAUCCCAUUGGCAUUCAUAUAUAGAUUUAUUAAAUUUGAGAAGAACCAGAUGGUAAAUAAUGUAAAUUGUUGACACUAGCUCAGAUAUACAUGUUUGUAUCAUUAACAAAAAUGAAGUAGUCAAGUAAUGCUACUCUGUCAUAUUUUUAACUUUUGAACUCAGUGACCUUUGCAAACAACCCAAGUAUCCUUCUAAAAUUGUCAACAAAAAGUUUUAAAAGCCUGAUAUGUCAAGCUAGUGUGUACAGUAUUAACCAGAUACUGUUCUGAAAUUGGAAGCAACAUAUUUGAUUAAUGUGUUGGAGAAUAUUUCUCAGCCAAACCAAAUCCAAGCUUCCUUCCUUCCUUCCUUCCUAUUUGGUAGUUCUAGCUUGUGGAUCAUUUUGCAGGAGCCUUUGUGGUUUGAACAAAUGACAUGCUUAUGUGCAUAAAAAAUAGAAUCAUAGGUCUUUUCCACUUGCACUUUGCGAACCCUGACCAUCUGUAAGUCAGGCUUUGUUUAAAUAAACUUGUGGCAAAGAUCAAGAGCCUGCUAGAAACCCUGGUACCAUCCUGCUUAUGUUUGGGCCAAUAUGUAACCCUGUGGGAUAGCUCAGUCAAUAGAGCAUGAGACUCUUAAUUUCAGGGUUGCGGGUUCAAGCCCCAUGUUGAGCCAAAGAUUCCUGCAUUGCAGGGGGUUGGAGUUGAUGACCCUCGUGGUCCCUUCCAACUCUACAAUUCUAUGAUUCUGUGUACACUGUGGAGUAGCAUCUCUUGUACUCCCAUGUCAUGUAGCUCUCUUUAAGGAAAAAUGCAAAAACUAUUUGGGAGCAUGGGAUAGUGUAGGGAAAAAUAUGCCAUUGUAAGAAAACUAGAUUGGGGAGAGGUAUUGGCAGAGAAAUAUAAUCCUACUUUAACAGAGUGAUGUGGAAAUCAGCCAGUGGAGUAUAGUAACAAUGCUAACUGCUGUAACAUAAGCAUCUGCCCUAAAUAUGUUUUGUCUGCUCACAUGUGGAGAGGGAGAGACAAAGCUUUGAUAUUGUCUAGGAUUUGGCAAGAUGUGACUUUCACUUUUCCAGCACAUGCCCUUUCUUGCAGGCCAAAAUGGAGUAGUGCUGAACUCUUUGUACUCUGCUUCUAGAGCUUUCAUGGAUUUCAUUUCAGUACCAAGGUUCCAUUCGUUUGGAUCUGCCAGGAAGAUAAAGGACAUUGUGUUACAAUAAUGAAGGAACCACUUAGAUCUGGAACAGAGUAUUUCACAAAAUGCAGCACUGUGGGGAAAAAUAUCAAAGUACACUAACAUUGUAUCUGGUUACAAUUUGGUAUAUA
Messenger RNA from Podarcis raffonei (Aeolian wall lizard), 4260 nucleotides. It is a transcript of the gene TLCD4, whose product is annotated as TLC domain containing 4. Bases 451 to 1224 code for a protein of 257 amino acids. The record is from RefSeq and is a predicted model, not a curated record. The transcript is spliced from 7 exons. Gene Ontology annotation, biological process: lipid homeostasis. Gene Ontology annotation, cellular component: membrane; endoplasmic reticulum. Lineage: Eukaryota; Metazoa; Chordata; Lepidosauria; Squamata; Lacertidae.